This is a messenger RNA of Folsomia candida, 1870 nucleotides long. RefSeq lists its product as uncharacterized. The transcript is spliced from 3 exons. The record is from RefSeq and is a predicted model, not a curated record. Lineage: Eukaryota; Metazoa; Arthropoda; Collembola; Entomobryomorpha; Isotomidae. Bases 108 to 1799 code for a protein of 563 amino acids.
ACCACGUUUCACAUUAAGGUGUCAAUUGAGCUGCAGGUAAUUUCCACACGUGCAUACUUUUCGGAAAUUUUUACGCUUUUACGAUUCAAGUUGCACAAAUUUUAAAAAUGAAAAUUCUAUACCUCUUCGUGUUGUUGGGCGUAUAUUUUCAAGGCACUCGGUCUGAAAUGAUAACCGAGGGGACAAAACUGGACUGGGUUUACCAUCGGGACGGGAUUUCGUACCAUAUGACUUCCAACAUGACGGCACCGCUGAACGCCACGAUUCGACAACGGUUCAAUGUCACGACGACAACGACGCCUCAUCUUAUCACAAGCUUCUCUCUGGAUGGGAGCAAUUACGUUUCCCUUGUCAAUGGCAGUCUGGGCGUGAGCACUGACCCGGUACAAAAUUUCACCAUGAGCCCAGUAAAUAAUUCGGAAAGCCGGUUCCAUCUUCUGUAUAAUGGAGAGCCGCUAGUUUCACGAUGGACGACACCACCAUUCGACUUCUUCCUGCAACGGCAUUAUCCUGACGAACCACCGGCAGUUUUUGAGCUGUUGGAGUACACAUUUCAUCUCAGCAGUUCUUAUCAAGAUCUCAGACAAAACGUGCUCCCCACCCUAAAGGAGAUUUCAAGACUGACCCCAGUAUCCGCCAGAGUUGAUCCCUUCACUGAAAUGAUCGAAGCCAUGUUUCGCAACCAACACGUCUACAACGGUUCCGAGAUCUUUAUCGCUGGAUCUUACAUUUCAUGGAUACCCGGCUACCAGAAUCUCAUCCCCUUUCUAAUUCUUCCACCACAAGUUAAAUUAAUUACGCUAACGCAAGACUGGGACAAUUCUCCCUAUUUGCGUCUCUUUGUCCAUGACGCCAUCCCGAUCGCCGACCAUCUCGGGCUACUCACCCCUCGACCCAUCCCUCCUUUAUUGGUAUUCGUCAGUGACCUCUUACCCUUUAAUGUCAUGUCAACUCGGGGAGAAUUUUGGCUCAUGAAUGAUUUCAACGAAAUAAUCUCAUCCACGGAGGGUUCAAAUUUUGAUUUUCAUCUAACGUCCCGCAGCACGUUUCACAUUUACUGGAACGGCAUGAAUCCCGGGUACAUCAGAACGACCAACUUUACGAACGACACGGUUAAACUCUGUGCAUGUGGAACAGGACCUCCCGCAGAAUUUUAUGUUACUUCGUAUGAGGUCGAUAUGCGGAUGUACGAGAGAAAAGAAGAUGCUCCAGAGAUGGCAUAUUUGAUCAAGCUUUUCGGCGAAGCCAGACUUUUCACAGAGUUACUGUCCGUCAUGGCGGAAAAGGAGCAGUUUUGGGGCAAGGAGAUAUUUGCGGUUGCGUCGCACAUCGCUCCAGAAGAUGAGGCGAUUAGUUUUUUACCUGAAACUGUACAAUUAAUAAAUUCGCUGGGUUCUAACUUGACCUGGACGUAUAUCCGCGGAGAUGGAGAGGAGUAUCCUAUGCAGCAUUAUUGGGCAAGUUUUCCUCAAAAUGAGACGGAAAAGUAUUCAUUCUACGUAAGGGCGAUCAAUUGGAGUCCGGCAAAGAUGGCGAUUCUGUACGGGAACGGGGGCGAGGGUCAGAUGUACAGAAUUUUUGUGGCGAAUAAUCAACUAAUGGAAGAGUUGUGGUUUGGACCAGAGUUGUGGCAUGAUCUUGAGUUAAGUUUGUCUCGGGAUUUAAGUACGAUUCAGAUUUCAAAGGAUGGUUUGACUUUAAUGAGUAAUGAGACUGUGCCGGAAUUUUACUUUAAUACGAAUGGAUUUGGUGAGGGGGCUAAUUUUAGAAUUAGUCGGUACUCUGGUAGUUUAGAAUAGAGACGUAUUUGAAAUUAUGUAGUUGUUUGAAUCGAUUGAAACAAAUAAAGGUAUGGCGAUUAUGAAACGAA